This is a messenger RNA of Pistacia vera, 4425 nucleotides long. RefSeq names its product DNA-directed RNA polymerase IV subunit 1. Gene Ontology annotation, cellular component: RNA polymerase II, core complex. Lineage: Eukaryota; Viridiplantae; Streptophyta; Magnoliopsida; Sapindales; Anacardiaceae. The transcript is spliced from 16 exons. The coding region runs from base 98 to 4018 and encodes 1306 amino acids. Gene Ontology annotation, molecular function: DNA binding. The record is from RefSeq and is a predicted model, not a curated record. Gene Ontology annotation, biological process: DNA-templated transcription.
UUCUUUAGCUAAAGAACAACAACCAGAAGGUUGCAAAUACUGUUUCACAAAUAAUAAACAGAGAAAAAAGAAAAAUUCUGUUGGUUGGUACCCAAGAAUGAAAUUUAAAGUUUCAUCUAAAGAUCUUUCUGGUCAAACUGCUAUUACGGUUGAAAUAGAUGACAAGUUGCCAAAGAAGUACCAAAAGAGGUUGCCUGAUGAUUACUGGAAUUUUAUUCCGAAGAAGGAUUCAGAACAAGAAGACAGCUGUCUGAAACUAAAUAGAAUGGUUCUAUCACAUGCUCAGGUUCGCAAUUUGUUGAAAAAUGUUGAUCAAAGGUUCAUUGAAAAAUUUAUUGCAAGGAAAGAUGCACUUUUCCUUACUUGUUUCCCUAUAACGCCGAAUAGUCAUCGUGUGACAGAAGUUAUACAUGGGUUAUCAAAUGGAAAGCAAUUGAUGUUUGAUCAACGGACAAGGGCUUACAAGAAACUGGUUGAUUUCAGAGGCAAAUCUAAUGAAUUGAGUUCUCUUGUUCAUCAUUGCUUAAAAAUUUCAAAGCUACACUUAGAAAAGUCUACUGGUAAAGAUCUUGUUGAUGACCAGAGAAAGAAGAAUAUUGAUGUUUCCUAUAGCUCUGGUUUAAGAUGGAUCAAAGAUGUUGUUCUUGGGAAGCGAAAUGAUCGUUGUUUUCGCAUGGUUGUCACUGGUGACCCUAAUAUCAAGCUUGGUGAAAUUGGAAUUCCCUGCCAUGUUGCGGAGAGGUUACAAAUUUCUGAACAUUUGAACACUUGGAAUUGGGAAAGACUGAAUGCUUGCUCCAGCUUAUGUCUUCUUGAGAAGGGGGUGCUAGUGGUUCGUAGAAAAGGUUGCCUUACUCCUCUUCAUCGUAUUAAUGCACUCCGACUCGGGGACAUCAUUAAUAGGCCCUUAAGUGAUGGGGAUGUUGUGUUGGUAAAUAGGCCACCCUCCACACAUCCACACUCCAUGAUUGCUUUGUCUGUGAAGGUUCUUCCAGUUAGCUCAGUGGUCACUAUAAAUCCGCUUUGUUGCUCCCCUUUCCAUGGGGACUUUGAUGGUGAUUGCCUUCAUGGCUAUAUUCCUCAAUCAAUUGAUUCUCGAAUUGAGCUUACUGAGCUUGUUGCUUUAGAUAGACAGUUAACUAAUCAGCAGAGCGGUAGGAACCUACUAUCAUUUUGUCAGGAUAGUUUGAUUGCUGCUCAUUUGGUCUUGGAAGAUGGUGUUCUCUUGAGCCACUUGCAAAUGCAACAGCUGGAAAUGUUUUGUCCUUAUCGAUUGUUAUCACCAGCAAUCAUUAAAACUCCUUCGCGUAACGGUGGUGUUUGGACUGGCAAGCAGUUAUUCAGCAUGCUUCUGCCUCCAAAUUUUGGGUAUGUGUUUCCCUCUAAAGGUGUUGAGAUCAAAGAUGGAGAGAUUAUAUCUUCUGAAGGGUCUUCUUGGUUGCGUGACAAUGCUGGAAAUAUUUUUCAAAGUCUUAUCGACCAAUAUCCGGAUAACUUUCUUGACAUCUUAUAUGUUGCUCAGGAAGUUCUUUGUGAAUGGUUGUCAACAAGGGGUCUGAGUGUUUCGCUCUCAGAUUUGUAUUUGUCAUCUGACCCAUGCACCCACAACAUUAUGAUGGAUGAAAUUUUUUAUGGUUUACAGGAAGCAGAGCAUACUUGUAAUUUUAAACAACUGAUGCUGGAUUCUUGUAAGGAUUUCCUUAUUAAUGCUGAAGAUACUGAAAAUGUUUUGGGUUUUAAAUUGGAGGACAUGUGUUAUGAGAAGCAGAGAUCAGCUGCCCUUAGUCAAGCUUCUGUUGAUGCUUUUAAGCAAGUUUUUUGGGAUAUUCAAAAUUUAGCAUACAAGUAUGCAAGUAAGAAUAACUCAUUGCUGGCUAUGUUUAAGGCAGGAAGUAAGGGUAACUUGUUGAAGCUUGUCCAACAAAGCAUGUGUCUUGGCCUGCAGUAUUCACUGGCUCCAUUGCCAUUUAGAUUUCCCCAUGAGCUCUCAUGUGCUGCUUGGAACAGUUUAAAGGUUGAUGCUGCUACUGAAUGUGCCAAGUCUUACAUACCAUAUGCUGUGGUCAAAAGUUCUUUUUUGAAAGGCUUGAAUCCUCUGGAAUGCUUUGCUCAUUCUGUAACAAGUCGGGACAGUUCCUUUAGUGACAAUGCAGAUCUCCCUGGGACCUUGACCCGCAGGCUCAUGUUCUUCAUGCGUGAUUUAUGCACUGCGUAUGAUGGAACAGUCAGAAAUGCUUACGGGAAUCAAAUUGUUCAAUUUUCUUAUAAUAUUGAUGCAGACACAUCAACUCCAUCAAACGAGAUAGGUGGUCAACCUGUCGGUUCUCAAUCUGCUUGUGCAAUUUCUGAAGUUGCAUACAGUGCAUUAGAUCAACCAAUUAGUCUACUUGAAACUUCACCACUUCUAAAUCUAAAGAAUGUACUGGAAUGUGGUUCAAAGAAAAUCAAUGCGGACCAGACCAUGUCACUAUAUUUAUCAAAGAAACUGGGGAAAAGGAGGCAUGGUUUUGAACAUGGAGCCUUAGAAGUCAAGAACCAUUUGGAGUGUCUCCUCUUUUCAGAUAUUGUUUCAACGGUCUUGAUAAUCUACUCCCCUCAAACUUGCAGCAAGACGCAUUUCAGUCCUUGGAUUUGUCAUUUUCAUGUCUGCAAGGAAAUUUUAAAGAGGAGAAGACUGAAAAUACAUUCUAUUAUUGAUGCCCUGUAUAAGCACUAUAACUCUGGCAGAACACCAAAAGUCAGUCUUCCCAAUUUGCACAUUUCUAGCAAGGACUGUUCUUCAGUUAAUACUCAGAAGGAUGAUGAUGCAAUAUGCAUCUCUGUUAUGCUAGUUGAAAACUCCAAGAGAUCUUAUAUAGAAUUGGAGACGAUUCGAAACUUUAUGAUACCUUUUCUUCUGAAAACAGUUGUAAAAGGUUGCUUGGAGAUCAAGAAGGUGGAUAUCUUAUGGAAAGAUAGACAAAAAGCAUCAAAAACCCAUGGCAGUUUUUCUGGUGAACUCUACUUGAGGAUCUCUAUGUCUAGAGGCAGUGGUAAAACAAAUUUAUGGAGUGUUCUUAUGAAUGGCUGCCUCGAGAUUUUUGAUAUGAUUGAUUGGACAUGCAGUCAUCCAGAUAAUAUUCGUUGUUUCUGUUCGGUCUAUGGAAUUGGUGCCGGGAUAAAAUUUUUUCUCAAUAAUUUGGAGUCUGCAAUAUCUGACACUGGCAAGACUGUACUUCCUCAACAUUUGGUUCUUGCUGCAAAUACUCUGUCAGCCACAGGAGAGUUUGUUGGCUUAAAUGCAAAAGGCCUAGCACAACAAAGAGAACAUGCAUCUGUCUCUUCACCUUUUAUGCAAGCAAGCUUUUCUAAUCCUGGUGCUUGCUUCAUUAAAGCUGCAAAGGCAGGAGUCACAGAUAAUCUUCAGGGCAGUAUAGAUGCAUUAGCGUGGGGAAGAGUUCCUUCUAUUGGCACCCAUGGACAUUUUGAUGUUAUAUAUUCUGGGGAGGGACACAAGCUUGCAGAGCCUGUUGAUGUCUAUAGUCUCUUGGGUACCUCAUUCAGUUCAAAGCAGGAUAUAGAAUUUGAAUUACACAAUGCUCAGGGCCAUAUGUCUGACAAAUUUGGUGCUCAGCUUGCAUAUAUUGGUGCUGCAACAACUAAAGAAUAUAAGAUAUUGGAAACUAUUGUGAGAAGUUUCUUCACAGUGAAUGAUAUCCACAAACUCUCUCGUACAUUGAAGAAUAUACUGCACAAGUAUCCAAUUGAUCAUAGUUUGAAUGAAAGGGACCAACUUUACUUGAUGAGGGCUUUAUGUUUUCAUCCUCGAAGAGAAGAAAAGAUUGGAAAUGGGGCCGAGGAAAUAAAGGUUACAUGUCACCCUGAAUAUCAAGAUACACGGUGCUUUUCAUUGGUAAGAAAAGAUGGCACAACCGAGGACUUUUCUUAUCACAAGUGUAUUCAUGGUGCUCUUCAGAUGAUUGCUCCUGGGAGAGCUAGGAGCUAUCAAACAAAAUGGUUACAAAAUGCUACUGCAUAAUCUAGCUCCCUGUUCAUGAUUGAACGUGGUCCGGGGCAUUCUAAGUUUCUAACCAAGGUUGAUUUGUUGGAAAGCUGACUCAUUGUUUGUUGAUGAAAUUUGGUACUCUUGACAGUGGGAAUACACCAUCUGAGAAGGUUUCCGAAAUUGCUGUACAUUUUGAAUAGAAAGCAGGUCAAGAAGAGGGCUUCAUAAAGAGUAAGCCCUUGCCCUUUUGUUUUUUGUAGUGAAUAGUUUCCCUAGAAAACGGUUGGGGUUUCUCUUUCCCAUGCUUCUUUUUGCUACUUCUACUAGAACAUUUUCUGCCGUCCAUUAGAUUGAUGCAAAAAAGAAGUAGUGGAAGUAGCAAAGGAAAGCUCUGUAAAGGCCAAUCCCAUAUUCAUUAUGUAUCUACAAAUUGACAUUGU